CGCUCCCCCUCCUUUGCCUCGGUCCCUUUAAGCUCCCCCCCUCCCUCCACCCCCCACCGCUGUCUUCUUCUCUCCAUCUCUGCGCUGCUGCCGGCUGCGCAAUCCGUGCACCCAGCUUCCAGCACCAGCCCAGGAUCUCGACUCCAGCAGCAAACACCCUGUCCCAGCGAGAGACUGCAGGCAUGUCAUCUGAAAAGUCAGGUAAAAAAACAGCAGCAGCUCCAGACCUUUUCAGGUUCUCCGGGCCCUCCCCCAUCCUUAACCCUAACCCCCACCUUUGGCCCUCCCCAGCGGGGGGGGGUGUCUGCUUCUCCUCAACAUUUUAAAUCCCCCCUCCCCAAAUGUCCUUCCUCUUUCUAUAUGACUCCCUUCUCGGCCUUCCUCCCACUCUCAGGCUCUGCCCCUGGUCAACAGCGCAGGCAGAGGGGGCAAGUGGAGAGGGUAAAGGAAGUCUGAGAGUGGCUUAGCAUCCGCCAGGUACUGCGGGGACAGCAUCCUUGGGAGUGACAGAUGGACAGGUGACAGUGGCCUGUAUGGGAUCAUUCGGUGGUUAAAAAAAGAAAAUACGUAGCCAUAAUCCGGUGGGGGGUUUCAGAGGCACAAAAUGCACAGGAUCCUUCUUUAUCCACCCUAAAUGAGACCUCCCCAAUUCCCAGAGAGGCCGGGGACCCCCUCCUCACUGAAGGAAGAGCGGAGUGGAACAUAGCCUACAUGUGUUUAUACAACUGUUGAACGGAGCACAUGUUAACAGCGCUGCACAGCUCUCUGCACAUGUGCGCACACUCAGAGAGACAGCCCAGAGGCAGCCAUCAGCCCCAGGGGGUAGAGUUUGGGGCUGCAAGUGCAUUCACGUCGCUGAGAGUUGUGACCUCAAAACUAGAAGGGAAGGAAGAAGGGGGGGGACAGAUGGCCUAGAUACCCUCUCCUGUCCCAAGAAAGAUGCUUUCUCGCUCAUUUCCUGUUUCUCCCAGUAUCUGUCUCCAAUCCUCAUCCUCUGCCCCCCCAUCACUCUCACCUUCUUGUCUCAUUUCUUUUAUUUAUAUAUAUUUUUUGGGGGGAGCCAAAGCCGGCGAUGCUUAGGGGUUACUCCUGGCUCUGUGCUCAGAAAUCGCUCCUGGCAGGCUCGGGGAACCCUAUGGGAUUCGAACCACCGUCCAUCCUAGGUCGGCUGUGUGCAAGGCAAACGCCUUACCACUGUGCUAUCUCUCCGGCCCCUUCUGGUCUCAUUUCUGUCUUGUUUCUUCUUCCAUCCCCUCACCUCUGCCCUGCACCCCCAGGCCUCGCGGACUCAGUCCCUCACACCUCUCCGCCUCCCUACAAUGCUCCCCAACCCCCGGCCGAAGCCCCUGCUCCACCCCCACAGGCAGCCCCCUCUUCGCACCACCACCACCACCACCACUACCACCAGUCUGGCACCGCCACCCUCCCGCGCCUAGGGGCUGGGGGGCUUUCCUCGGCGGCCUCCGCUCAGCGGGGCCCCUCGUCCUCGGCCACGCUGCCAAGGCCCCCGCACCACGCCCCGCCCGGCUCAGCAGCCGGCGGCCCCCCACCCGGCUGCGCUACCCUACCCCGCAUGCCACCCGACCCUUACCUGCAGGAGACGCGCUUCGAGGGCACAUUGCCCCCGCCGCCACCCGCCGCCGCCCCGCCCCCGCCGGCGCCCUCUCACACGGCCCAGACGCCCGGCUUCGUGGUGCCCACGCACACGGGCGCAGUGGGCACGCUGCCACUGGGGGGCUACGUGGCGCCAGGCUACCCCUUACAGUUGCAACCUUGCACUGCCUACUUGCCUGUCUACCCCGUGAGUGCGCCCUAUGCUGGAGGGGCCCCGGGGGGGACCGGAGUGACCUCCACGCUGCCCCCACCGCCUCAGGGCCCGGGACUGGCCCUCCUGGAACCCAGGCGCCCGCCGCACGACUACAUGCCCAUCGCAGUGCUGACCACCAUCUGCUGUUUCUGGCCUACAGGCAUCAUCGCCAUAUUCAAGGCUGUGCAGGUGCGCACAGCGUUGGCGCGCGGGGACAUGGUGUCCGCCGAGAUCGCUUCGCGCGAGGCCAGGAACUUCUCCUUCAUCUCCCUGGCUGUGGGCAUCGCAGCCAUGGUGCUCUGUACCAUCCUCACCGUGGUCAUCAUCAUAGCCGCGCAGCACCACGAGAACUACUGGGACCCGUAAGGACGCCCACGGCCCGGCCCCAGAUCCCUGCUCCCCCCAAUUUCCCCAGCGCGUUCGGCGAUCACACAGACGAUCCGAAGGGCGCCCCAGCACACCCGCCAUUGGGGCGACCGAACUUGGGCGCAUCCUGUACUACUA
Molecule: messenger RNA, 2311 nt
Organism: Suncus etruscus (white-toothed pygmy shrew)
Lineage: Eukaryota; Metazoa; Chordata; Mammalia; Eulipotyphla; Soricidae
Gene: PRRT1
Product: proline rich transmembrane protein 1
Exons: 3
Coding region: 1073-2173 (366 amino acids)
Cellular component (GO): membrane
Source: RefSeq, a predicted model, not a curated record